CAUGCGCAAGUACAUGGACAUUAUUUUUUUCUAAGGGUCUCCAUGCGACGUUUGUGCACUUCCUUUGACGUAUUCGUUGCUUAUUUUGCGUCCGCGUGUCUCAGAAGUGGCCUGAAUGCUCCUAGUUUAAAACUGGACAGCCUCGCAAAGCCUUCUGCUGAGGCGACGGCAGCCGCAUUGAUGGUACAUUGACUGCAGUGCGGGGCGGCUGACGGAACGUCCUUCGACUUGUGAUUUCCACAUUAAAGAUGUGACGUACGUGUGCUUGUUCGGACAUAUCCAGGCUGUGAAACAAGGAUGAGGAGCCGCAGUAAUUCGGGAGUGAGGCUGGAUGGGUAUGCCAGGCUGGUCCAGGAGACGAUUCUAUGUCACCAGAACCCAGUGUCAGGGCUGCUGCCUGCCAGUGCCCAGAAAAAAGAUGCCUGGGUGAGGGAUAAUGUGUACAGUAUUCUGGCGGUGUGGGGGCUGGGCAUGGCAUAUCGCAAGAAUGCCGACCGGGAUGAGGACAAGGCCAAGGCCUACGAACUAGAGCAGAGUGUGGUCAAACUGAUGCAAGGACUGCUGCGUUGCAUGAUGAGGCAGGUUGCCAAGGUGGAGAAGUUCAAAUGCACCCAGAGUACCGAGGAUUGUUUGCAUGCAAAAUAUGAUACCCCGACUUGUGCCACAGUGGUGGGAGAUGACCAGUGGGGUCAUCUUCAGGUGGAUGCCACCUCCAUUUACUUGCUCAUGUUGGCCCAGAUGACAGCAUCAGGUCUUCGUAUUAUCUCAAACUUGGAUGAGGUUGCUUUUAUCCAAAACUUGGUCUUCUACAUAGAGGCUGCGUACAAGGUGGCGGAUUAUGGAAUGUGGGAGCGAGGUGACAAAACCAACCAGGGAAUUCCUGAGCUCAAUGGGAGUUCUGUCGGAAUUGCCAAGGCAGCACUUGAGGCUAUAGAUGAGCUGGAUCUUUUCGGCGCCCACGGAGGCCCAAAAUCUGUCAUCCACGUUCUUCCCGAUGAAGUAGAACACUGUCAGUCCAUCCUGUGCUCCAUGCUGCCUAGAGCUUCAACUUCCAAGGAGAUAGACGCUGGACUCCUGUCAGUUAUUUCCUUCCCCGCUUUUGCUGUGGAGGAUCCAGAAUUGGUGGCCAUCACCAAGUCAGAGAUCAUCAGUAAAUUGCAGGGUCGCUACGGUUGUUGCCGCUUCAUCAGAGAUGGAUAUCAUUGUCCUAAAGAGGACCCGACCCGACUGCAUUACGAUCCUGCGGAGCUGAAACUGUUUGAAAAUAUUGAAUGUGAGUGGCCUGUCUUUUGGACUUACCUCAUUCUUGAUGGUAUCUUCACAGGAGACCAAGUGCAGGUGCAAGAGUAUCGAGAAGCACUGGAGGCCAUUUUGAUCCGAGGGAAGAAUGGCAUCAAAUUGCUGCCUGAACUUUAUGCUGUACCAAUUGAUAAGGUGGAAGAGGAGUACAGCAACCCCCACACUGUGGACCGAUUAGCCAUGGGGCAGGUGCCUCACAUGUGGGGACAAUCGCUGUACAUUCUGGGCUGCCUUCUAGCAGAGGGCUUUUUGGCACCAGGAGAGAUCGACCCACUCAACAGAAGAUUCUCCACAAAUUUAAAGCCUGAUGUUGUGGUGCAAGUUUGUGUCUUAGCAGAAUCGGAGGACAUCCAGAACUUGUUGAGCGAGCAUGGGAUGACGGUCCAGGUUUUGUCUGAGGUUUUGCCAAUCCGAGUCCUGCCAGCUCGCAUCCUGAGUCACAUCUACGUCCGCCUGGGGAAUUGCAAGAAACUCAAUCUGAGCGGGAGGCCUUACAGACACAUUGGAGUUUUAGGAACAUCUAAAUUUUAUGAGAUCAGGAACCACUCUUACAUCUUUACCCCACAGUUUCUAGAUCAGCACCAUUUCUACUUGGCCCUUGACAAUCAGAUGAUCGUGGAGAUGUUCCGUACGGAGGUGGCAUACCUUUCGUCCUGCUGGAGGAUGAUAGGACGACCCACCCUCACCUUUCCUAUCACCCGCAGCAUGCUAGUUGAAGAUGGAAGUGAGAUUGAUCCGUGUAUCCUAGCAACACUCCGGAAGCUGGAGGAUGGCUAUUUUGCUGGAGCGAGAAUCCAGUUGUCGGACCUCUCCAGCCUCCAAAACACUUCUUUUCACACUCGGCUGAGCUUCUUGGAUGAAGAAAACGAUGACAGCUUGCUUGUUGACGAUGAUGAAGUCGAGAGAGACUAUGGAGAAGAAUACAACCAGUGUGAGCCUUCAGGCUCAUCCGACACGUUCGAUCAGUACCUGACGCAGCUCCUCCACAGCACCACCAGCAGAUCUCACCUUCCCCCCAUCAAGAGUGGGCAGCAUCACGUGUUCAGCGCUGAACACACCACCAGAGAUAUCCUGUCUUUGAUGGCCAAGGUUCAGGGGGUUAACAUUCCUAAGUCUUCCAUGUAUCUACCCGUUGCCCCUCUCAUGAACAAGCAUCGUAAAUCUCUCAACUUGCUUGAAGUUCCUCAACCCGUGCCACAUGCAAAGCAGCACAAGUCUCGCAGUGCAACUGAUCUCCACCUCCCUCGAGACGCUCAAGGCAACACAGAUUUUGCAGCGCUAGUGAGGCAGCUGAAGGAGUGUCCCACUCUGCAGGACCAAGCAGACAUCCUAUAUAUCCUCUAUGUGAUGAAAGGAGCCGAUUGGGUGGUCGAGGUGUCUGGUCCGGGCCAAGGUUGGGUGAGUGUUCGCACCCUGUUUGAGGAGCUGUAUGUGCAAGCUGGAGCCUGUAAGGAAUGGGGGCUCGUCAGGUACAUCUCGGGAAUACUACGGAAAAGAGUGGAGGUCCUUGCUGAGGCCUGUACAGAUCUAAUUUCCCACCACAAGCAGAUCACAGUGGGUCUUCCUCCUGAACCCAGGGAAAGAGUGAUUGCAGUGCCUCUUCCCCCUGAAGAAUUGAAUGCUCUCAUCUUUGAAGCCAGCGGUCAGGACAUCAGCGUCGCAGUUCUCACUCAGGAAAUCAUGGUCUACUUAGCCAUGUACGUGCGCUCGCAGCCCGCUCUCUUCGGAGACAUGCUUCGACUGAGGAUAGGACUCAUCAUGCAGGUGAUGGCCACCGAGCUGGCUCGCAGCCUGCGAUGCUCUGGGGAAGAGGCCUCUGAAAGCCUGAUGAGCCUCAGUCCUUUUGGUAUGAAGAACUUGCUGCACCACAUCCUCAGUGGCAAAGAGUUUGGGGUGGAAAAAAGCAUGCGACCUAUCCAGUCAACAGCGACCAGUCCGGCAAUCUCUAUCCAUGAACUAGGACACACCGGCGCCACAAAAACUGAGCGCUCAGGAAUACACAAACUCAAGAGUGAAAUCAGACAGUUGGAUGGCUCCCGGCCCCUCAGUAUCCUCAGCGGCAGUCUCUCCACUUGCAGCAAUGUCACCUCUCCUCGCUCCACGCGUUGCAGCAGCCCUUCCACUCCCAGUGGGAUGUUAUCUCCAGUGGGUUCCGGACCAGGUGACGGCCAGCUGCACUGGGAGGAGCGGCAAGGUCAGUGGCUGAGGCGACGCAGGUUGGACGGAGCCAUCAACAGAGUGCCGGUGGGUUUCUACCAGAAGGUCUGGAAGAUUCUGCAGAAGUGCCACGGCUUAUCCAUCGAUGGCUACGUUUUGCCCUCGUCCACCACAAGAGAGAUGACAGCCAGAGAGAUCAAAUUUGCAGUGCAGGUGGAGUCUGUUCUCAACCAUGUUCCUCAACCUGAGUACCGACAAUUACUGGUGGAAACGUUGACCAUUCUGGGACUAGUCGCAGAUGUGGAUGUCGACAACAUCGGGGGCGUCAUCCAUGUGGAGCGCAUCCUCCACAUGGCCAACAACCUGUUCCUCAGUGACCAGAAAUCUCGCAGUGCCUGUGAUUAUUUCCUGGAGAAAGACCCAGCGACAGGAAUCUGCAACUUUUUCUAUGACAGUGCCCCCAGCGGCCGCUACGGUACCAUGACGUAUUUGUCCAAAGCUGCGAUUACUUACGUCCAGGACUUCCUGCCCAGUUCCAGCUGCCUAAUGCAAUGAAAAACUAUCUCUUCAAUGCUAGUGAAAAUUUACUCCAUAUCCUUAAUCUGAAGCUGAGGGAUCAGUCUUUGUCUUCACUAGGUGAGACAUACGGUAGCUGCUCCAGAAAGAUGUGUGAAGAGGCAGGCGCUUAUAAUAGUGAGUUAAAUUACAAAGUUGGACUAUGGAGAUAAUUCACAUUUAACUCAUUGAUUGCCAUCAUUCACAGUUAACAUGGCUAUAUGACUUUUAUAGCCAUCAUUGGUAGUGAAUGUUACAAUACGGUUUUCAAACCAGGAUCUACCAAGUAUGUGUAAAAGUGAAUGUCUGUUUACAAAAGUGGGGCAUGUGAUAGUGCAUCUGCCUCUCAGUCUACAUGUGGUGCUAGUGUCUCAUAUUAGAGGUUCUGGGUUUGAGUCCUGCCUCUUUCUUCUGUGGAAUUUGCACGUUCUGCCAUUAAUCAUAAUCUUUAACUAGUGUUGCACCGAUACCCCGAUACGGCACAAAAAUGACAACGUUGUAUCAGGGAGUACGGUACUAAGAAAUAAGAUGCCGAUGCUGUGCAAUAUGUACUUUUCGAGCUCUAUUGUAGUUUCCAACCGCUGUACGCCCUACCCAAGAUGGCCGCCAGCUAAGCACACCGCCAUAAAAAUAAGGAGCACUUGUCGCCCUUCCUAAAAUGAUGAUAGACGUACAAUUGCAUGGCGUCCAAUCAUACAUUUGCAUGGCGUCCAAUCAACCUUCUGGUGUGAAUUUCAAAGGGUUUAUAACUAGUAAACAUCCAAUCCAUUUGAAGUGGGCGGGCUGGCAGCGAAUGAACCAACGCCAGCCAUCCCACUUCAAAUGGAUUGAACAUCUAGUGCUCUCAAUGGCAGUUAACCAAUGGCUAACCAAGCAGUGUUAGUUAUUUACAGUUAAGUGGGUAUACAGAAAUUUGGUAUUAAAGAAAACUUUAUUUUUUAAAAAACGUACGGUAUUUGUGCAAUAUUAGCAUUGGCUGAUACCACACAGCAGGAUGUGGGAAUUGGUAUCAGAUGCCAAAACAUAGUAUCGGUGCAACACUAUCUUUACCCCAUGUAUCUGCUCUCGAUACACAAUUGUAACUACUUUUAUUGUGAACAAAAAUACUGUCUAUGCAUGUUACCCAGUGAGUAAAAUAUAAUAUUGGACUCCAAAUCAAAUUUAGAUCAUCCAAAAUGCUCUUGUACCCCUCAGCUUCGUACCAGGAAGAUUCCUCAACUUUUUUGAGAGUGGCGUACAUUCUUAUUAGAGCGUUACUAAUACUCAUCAGCACUGUGCAAUCACUUCCAACAAGAAUACACUUCCAGCAAGAAUCCAAUUAAAUAUCUUCUGCCUACUCUCCAUUUGUCUUGAGAUCCUUGUUGUCCAGCUUGUGCACAACUCGAAAGGCCUCCAGGAACUCUGUGAAGUCGAUGCUUCCAUCCUUGUUAAAAUCAAUGCUACGAGCCAAGUCAUCGAUAGCCCCGUUAGUGAUGUCCACCCCAAGGUGAGCGCUGAAGAGGCGCCACGUGUGACGAAACUCUUCAAUUGAAAUAAGACCUGAAAAUUCAAUCAAUAUGAAAGCACGGAUCAUUUUCACAAAUUUUAAGAAAUAGUGCAGUGCUUCUCUACCUGAAUGGUCUUUAUCUAUUAUGUUGAAUAUGAUCUCAAUGUCUGUUCGGUAACGAAACAGAGUCUCUGCCAGGUUUGGUGUGACCUAAAAAUGAGGAAAAUAGU
Messenger RNA from Corythoichthys intestinalis (scribbled pipefish), 5727 nucleotides. RefSeq names its product phosphorylase kinase, alpha 2 (liver) (gene phka2). Gene Ontology annotation, biological process: glycogen metabolic process. The record is from RefSeq and is a predicted model, not a curated record. Lineage: Eukaryota; Metazoa; Chordata; Actinopteri; Syngnathiformes; Syngnathidae. Gene Ontology annotation, cellular component: phosphorylase kinase complex. Gene Ontology annotation, molecular function: calmodulin binding. The coding region runs from base 298 to 4011 and encodes 1237 amino acids. The transcript has 32 exons.